AUGGAGCACAAAGACGCAGACGCGGCCAGUACUGCUGGUGACAGUUGUACCACAGACAGCCUCGAAGAGCGGCUGAAGGUGGCUAGCCUUAACGCAGAGCGCAAUCGCGAUACCCAGUUUCCUGCCGUAUUUGACUAUGUUGAACCACCAAAGACUAACGCCGCUGAUAUCAGACCAUACCUCAAAACUCCAGAAGAUGAGGAGCGGGCGCUGACCGCAGACUACUCGAACCGCCCAUCUCUUUCUCAAUCCUCCUCAUCUCACGCUCCUCCCACUUCAGGAUUCUUUGAGCACUCUCCAUCGGAUGCCAUGAUGGACCGCAAGUUGCGCCAGAACAAGCCUCGCUUGCUCCUUAUGGGGCAGCGGAGGAGUGGCAAGUCAUCCAUUACCAGCGUCGUGUUCCACAAGAUGCCUCCUCAAGAAACCCUUUUCCUUGAAUCUACAACUCAAAUCCAGAAGGACUCGAUGCGCUCAUUCAUGGAUUUCCAGGUCUGGGACUUCCCUGGACAACUCGACUACUUCGAUCCCACCUUCGACACCACCGAGAUCUUCUCUGAGAUCGGCGCACUAGUUUGGGUGAUCGACGCGCAAGAUGACUAUUCUGACUCCCUGAACCGUUUGACAACCACCAUUCUCAAUCUUCAGACCACGUUCCCGCACAUCAACGUCGAGGUGUUCAUUCACAAGAUUGAUAGUCUCAAUGAAGAAUUCCGCUCCGAUAUCUACCAGGACAUUGUGCAGAGAGUGGGUGAUGAACUGAGCGAUGCAGGCUACAUCAACCCCAAUGUCAGCUACCAUUUGACGUCGAUCUACGACUACUCCAUCUUUGAGGCUUUCAGCAAGGUCAUUCAGAAGCUAAUCCCUCAGCUCGACACUCUGGAGAACCUGUUGAACAUUCUGGUCAACAGCUGUGGGAUGGCGAAAGCAUACCUGUUCGAUAUCUGGAGCAAGAUCUACGUCGCAAGUGACACUAGACCCAUCGACAUGGAAGUGUACGAGAUGUGCUCCGACUACAUUGAUGUCAUCGUCGACAUCACCGAUAUCUACGGAUACGACCGCACCCACGGAAAGGUCCUUGGAGAGCAGAUGCAGGAAGCCGAGUCGUCUGUGACUAUCCACGAUGGAACGAUGAUCUACCUCAAAGAGAUGAACCAGUACCUCUGCCUUGUUACGGUUAUCAAGAACGAUGAAGCCAAAGACAAAAAGGGCUUGAUCGACUACAACUGCCACAUCUUUCAAGACGCAUUGAAUGCAGUAUUCGCACGAGCCUGGGAGAAGGACAAGCCAAGCGAGGACGGAGAAGAAGAAGAAGGACAGAAGCCAGGCAAGACACCAGCACAAGGUCAACUUGAGGCGCAAUUGGAGAAUUAA
Molecule: messenger RNA, 1371 nt
Organism: Capronia coronata CBS 617.96
Lineage: Eukaryota; Fungi; Ascomycota; Eurotiomycetes; Chaetothyriales; Herpotrichiellaceae
Exons: 3
Coding region: 1-1371 (456 amino acids)
Biological process (GO): cellular response to starvation; regulation of autophagy; positive regulation of TOR signaling
Cellular component (GO): Gtr1-Gtr2 GTPase complex; nucleus; fungal-type vacuole membrane
Molecular function (GO): GTPase activity; GTP binding
Source: RefSeq, a predicted model, not a curated record